GGGUCGGGGCCUGUCAAGGGAACGUCAACCUGAGGACACUUGAGAGGUCAGGAAACGAGAGCCGGAGCGAACGUUCAACCGGCAGAUCCUGGAGUCCGGCGAGUAACCAAGCAAGCGAGCAUGGGACUCAGGGAACGGGGCCAACGACCGUCACUAGCGUCGAAUACGAGGAUCUGUGUACGCAAGACGGGCACGCGCGGGGGUCAGGCCAGCGGACGUCAUGGGCCAAGGUCGAGGCUGUGACGAGGACGUACACGACAGACUACCGCGAGUACCAGGUGCAUCGCCACGGUGCCGAGAGAGAGGAGGUCGGAAAGUUGCUGGCGGUGCCGAAACGAGUCUUUGUGGUCGGGGACGAGGACCAGCGACCCGAGGAGCGGAGGGCGGAAGCGAUACGGCGAGCGACGCGUGCCUUGCAGUGGUCGGUAGCCGACAAACGUCUUCGUUCGGCGAGGUACUGGCGUCAAUACGAGGAGAUCGAGGAGGACCGGAUGUGCCACACGGCGUUGAUCAAGUGCGGACCUAUGAGUACUCCAGUGCAAGCGUCAUCGAACGAGGGAAGAACGGAAGAACGGAGAUACCUGGAUACGGCACAGGCGAGGCGUCGAACGAGCGAGACGAGCUGAGGACACAGGCACAAGAAUCAUGGCGGGCGGGGCAGGCAUGCAAGGAUCGUGCGGCGACGCGUACUGCGCAAGGCCGCGGUCUGAACAGCAAGCUAGGUGGUGAGGUGAAGAGAAUCACGGGCGGCGAGGCACCGAGUGCAGCCAGUAGGACAUGCGACAGGGAGCAGACGGAGGUCGGAGAAUCCUGGGCAGCGGCAGGACGAGUCCUCAGGUUCGGAAACAAUCGGCCGCCGCUACAUCAGCGAGCUGUAGGGGUGUCACGGGUGUCCAGGCGAGUUGCGACGGCGAUAGAGGACAGAUAUACCGGACGAACCCCUACGACAAGCCGUCCACUCCCCUCGCAAAUCGAAGGCAUCAAGUCAAUUCCACGAGGCGCAUCGUGUAUGCAGACGGAGGCGGGCCACGCGUCAGAUGUCUUGGACGUUACCUUAGGGUGGGACGGCGCGAUGGCAAGAGAGCUGUAGGAACUGCAUCACAGCCCACCCUUACCAAGAAUGCCCGCUUACCUCCGCGAAUUCUGUCUUGCGUGCGGGGGAGCAUGCGACGAGCGCAUUCGAGCUCGGAGCUGAGGACGCGCCUCUUUCGGGCACGCAGGAGGGCGGCGAUGGAUGCGAGUGCGGCCGGGAGCGUGCUG
This is a messenger RNA of Fomitopsis serialis, 1260 nucleotides long. RefSeq lists its product as uncharacterized. NCBI's taxonomy places the organism in Eukaryota, Fungi, Basidiomycota, Agaricomycetes, Polyporales, Fomitopsidaceae. The coding region runs from base 221 to 1090 and encodes 289 amino acids. The transcript is spliced from 3 exons. The record is from RefSeq and is a predicted model, not a curated record.